CAACAGAACACAAGCCAGGCUUUAUCCUGCUUGUCUGUCCCGCUCACUCAGACCUCACAGGAAACUCCCAACUCCCCUAGCCUUCACACACUCACCAUCACUUACCACACUUUUUACACACACACUAACUCCUUCAGGAACACACUUCCACCGGCUGCGCUGAAUCUGACCAGAGAGGAUGGCUGGGUCCAUGUGGAGAAUGAAUGGGAUGGCUGGAGUCCUGUUGCUCUGCGCUCUAUUGCUCAGCAAUGAGGUGAUGUGUCAAGAGUCAGCGACAGAUGCCACAGCAACUGACACACCUGUAGACCCCAAUACUGCGCCCCCAUCUGCUACGGACGCCGUUGCAGCUCCAGGCACCGCCGUUGCCCCAGAUGCAAGUUCCGCUCCUGCUGAUCCUGCUGUUGACCAGCCUGCUGCGUCUGUUGUUCCUGGAGAUAACCCAUCAGUGACCGAUGCAAACACUGCAGUUACAGAUGGAGGCAUCUCAGGAACCACUGUUGCCCCCAGUGCUGGAGGCAAUAAGGAUGCUACAACCGCUGAGGCCAAAGUUGUUCUUAAAAAUGUGGUGCCGGAAGUGAAGUGUGUUGACAAGGAGAGCAUCCAAGAAAGUAACGCUGUCAAGGCUGUUGUGACAACAGCUAACUGUGAGGACACUAAACGCAUUAUUCAAGAAAACGCCGCACCCUGGUGCCAAGAGGAAAACUGUCAUCUAGAGAUCUUCCAGGACGGCAACACAGUACUGGUGUCCAGCAAGGAAGCUAAGUUGGAUUCUGUGGCUGAGGUGCUCCGCAGUGAACAUUUGAAAGACAAGCUGGGUGUGACAAAGACUGAUGUCCCAACAUCACCAAAUUCUUCUGUAUUUGUGGGAAUACUGGUCACUGGUCUGCUCGCUGCAGCUGCAAUUACUAUAGGUUACUUCAAAUGCCAACGCAGGUCUGACACCAAGGGGGCGAGGCUGGCAGAGGAAACUUAUCCAGUAGAUCAGGAAAAUCAGGGGAACACUCUUGUGUCCGUGGCCCCCCUCAACCCCCCUCAAGAAACCCAGGAGAAACCCAGUGUAAAUGGAGAGUCCCCCGAAGCAGCCAAGACUGAGCCUCCUCCCACCAACGGCCACUCCACCACCAAGACAGCAGACACCGAGCUGUGAAACAGUCACAAAUAACUGCAGCCCAUGACAAUAACCCCACAAACACACCCAUCCACAUACACACACACAUGCCUAUGCAAACUCACCUCUCUUUUUGAAUCCACUCCUUCUCAACCAGUGUCCACAGCAAAGUGGACAUCAGGGACUAGAAGAAUCUCCUACACUCCUGUUGAUAUAGUCCCAUUGCCCCCUCUGUUUCUUUGGCUAUGUGCCUCAACAAAAAUCAGGAAAAACUAGUCUGAUGAUGACGAUGUUGACGGUGAAUGAUGAAUGAUGAUGACGAAGGCUCAGUCCCUGGGUUGUUGAUGGCACCCAGGCUGGAGGUGAGAGACAGGAGAUGGGCAGUGGGUGGGUUGGAAGAGGGUGUAUUUUUGCAUUAUCAGCACUGGCUCCCAUGAUGACUGCAGUCCCUGGAAUCACAGCCAUGUGCUGUCAACACCCAUCACACUCAUCAGCUUUAAAGCUCCGACCAAAGCCUCCACUAGAAAAUAUAGCAAGAGCACAUAAAUGAAAUUGUUCCUUAGUUUAUUGUAAAGCCAUGACAGACAGAGAGGAAACAAAUCACACUGCCUUGAAAUCUGUUUACAAAAUUCUCAGAGAGGAAAACCUUUGGGCUCUGAUUUUGUUUGUGUGAUUGAGUUAUCGAUUGUGUAGGUGUGCGAAUGUGUAUGUGUGUGCUGCUUUCAGAUCCUGCAUGUGUGUGUAAAACGUAUACUUGUACCUGUACUGUGCAUGGACUGUAUAUAUCCAUACAUGCAUCUAAGCUUCUCUUGCUUACUGUAUGUAUGCAUAUUUGAUUUGAUGAGUGGUAUUAGCAUGUGAGUGAGUGAUGUGUCUGAAUGUGCAUGAGACAUUAGCCAUGAAAAGUGUUCAAUUUGGUUAAAUGAGUUGACAAAGUGAUGGCUCACAGUUGCAGUUGCUUCCCAUGGUUAGGAUGAAUGAGAAUUAAAGUUUUAAUCCCACUGAUGAGGGGGAGCUGCAAGGAAUUCUCCAAUUUUAUCACUGCAAGCCGAAGUGAGAUCAAUCACAAAGCCAAAAGGCCUCUUUGAUGUAGCUUCAUAGCCGCUGCUGAAAAUCAUGUGACUGACUGUAUGACCAACUAACUCAUAAAGGCCUCGGACGCAAAGCAAGGACAACCUCUGACUGUCUGCACUGUCCAUCCAUUUGUCAGUGUUAUUUUCUUUUCAAUAUACUGUAUAUGCUCUUUUUUAUAUCAGUAUUCUAAUGAUCAUGUAUAUAGUAUGGUGACUUUUUUUGUCUUGUUUUUAUUCUGUGUACCCACCUAUGUUAUGGUCCUUCUGUGUGCCAAAGAAUUUCAUUUCAUAGCUUAUGUUGGGCUAAAAUAUGUGCUUUGUGGCAUCUUUACAAUGCUUAAACUAGGUCAUGUAACAUGAAGAUAUUCAAGGGCUAUGUUAGAAAGAAGCAUCUAGUGGCUCAAAUCUGUGAUUAGUUUGUCCUGUAAAUUCAGGGGACGUCAGUUUUUACUGACAUACCUGAGAUUAAAAACAACAGGAAGCUGCAGUGUUUUAUUGUCAAGCUGUAACAAAAAAACAAACAAACGGAUGUCUUACAUUGAUUUCUCCUUUCAGUUCAUUUUAUAUCUUUUCAUUCCUAACAUUCCAAUGUGACUGUUUAAUAUUACUAGCACCCUGAAGUGUAAAAUUGGAUUUAACAUGAAAAAAAAAAGAAAAAUAAAUAACUUUUUAUGAA
Molecule: messenger RNA, 2857 nt
Organism: Thunnus maccoyii (southern bluefin tuna)
Lineage: Eukaryota; Metazoa; Chordata; Actinopteri; Scombriformes; Scombridae
Gene: cd34
Exons: 8
Coding region: 179-1147 (322 amino acids)
Biological process (GO): cell adhesion
Cellular component (GO): membrane
Source: RefSeq, a predicted model, not a curated record